This is a messenger RNA of Saccostrea cuccullata (small rock oyster), 1974 nucleotides long. Its product is annotated as putative inhibitor of apoptosis. Gene Ontology annotation, cellular component: cytoplasm; nucleus. The record is from RefSeq and is a predicted model, not a curated record. NCBI's taxonomy places the organism in Eukaryota, Metazoa, Mollusca, Bivalvia, Ostreida, Ostreidae. Gene Ontology annotation, biological process: negative regulation of apoptotic process; positive regulation of protein ubiquitination; regulation of cell cycle. The transcript is spliced from 5 exons. Bases 192 to 1673 code for a protein of 493 amino acids. Gene Ontology annotation, molecular function: cysteine-type endopeptidase inhibitor activity involved in apoptotic process; ubiquitin protein ligase activity.
CGUUUUUUAAAGAUUUCGACAUAACUCUGAAAAUUGAAAACAAAAAUACGAAUAGGACAAACGUCAUCUAAACAUAAAAUUAAUGGAUAUCUUAAAGCAGCUUCUGAAAAACAACAACAAUAAUAACGAUUUGAAUAUAGUCAAUAAGCAAACCUAAUGAUUUUAUUGUUUUUGAUACAGGGACUGCAAAAAUGUGUAACAGCGACCAAUCAAACUCAUCGAUUGAGUGCCCUAGCACUGAACUUCCGAAAUAUUAUGAGGAAUGUGCUAAAAAUCCAGACAUGGAUGUGUCCGAGAAGAUGAAGUUUGAAAUCAUUAGAUACUCGACUUUUAGCUCUUUGAAGGACUGUCCAAUUGCUUUUAUGAAACUAUCUAAAGCUGGAUUUUACUACGAUACUGCUUCAAAAGCCAUUAUCUGCUUUAAAUGUGGUUAUGUUUACGAAAAUAUUCAAUCAAACGACGACCCCAUGGAAAUACACUUCAAGAAUUCACCGAACUGCGAUUUCGUUCAAAAGCAUUAUGAUGCUAGUCAUGUAGCUUCAAGCGAAGCCAGAGCAGAGAGUUUUUUAAAUACUGAAGGAGCUUGCGGUGGGCCAUCAGACAUUCAUCAAUCAAUCUCCUACCAAAAAGGACAAGAAAGGAAAAAUGUUUCUCAAAGUGAGAACUCCAGUCAAACACUAACAGAGGAAGAAGUACAAUCUUCUGGAACAGAAAACCAAUCUGUUGUAUCCGAGAAUAACUAUCAAAACAAUACCAGCGCCUCAAACUACGCAUCUACAUCUACGUCACAGAUUUCAUUUCAACCAGUUUCUGAUCACGUACCGUUUGGGAGUCGGCCCAAAAAGGCCAAGGAAGUAUUCAAGGACCUUGGAAUCUGCGUUGAAAAGCCCAAAUAUCCGAAAUAUUCCAUCUUGGCCACGAGAAUGGCAUCUUUCAAGAAUUGGCCCAUAUCAGGCAUUGUUAGUCCCAACGACCUGUCUAAAGCAGGUUUUUACUACAAUGGAGCAAAUGACACCGUGUGCUGUUUCUUUUGCGGCGGGAAACUGGCAGAGUGGAAACGAGGAGAUGAUCCUUGGAUUGAGCAUGCGCAUUGGUUUCCCAACUGUCAAUUUGUUCAACAGUGCAAAGGCAACAGUUCAUUCAAACAUAAACAAGAUCAAAAAGAAGAGUUAAUGCAACCUGAAGAUCCAUUUGAGUCAGCUGCAUUUAAAAGUGUGAUGGAGAUGGGAUACACCAAAGCUCAGAUCAAGACAGUUUAUGACAAUACAGAGAACAAAGUGAACCUGUCUGCAAAAGAAUUGUUAGAGUUAUUAAUGGAUGCAGAGGAUCAGGAAUCAGAAAAGCACAAACAAGCAAGACGUAAGUGUUCAAAGAAAGAUCAUGUGAAAGAGGAAGGAGGGAACCAAAAGGAAGAAAAAAUACAGCAAGAAAAACAGCCAAAAAAGCAGGAGGAAUCUGGCGAAUCAAACAAACAAGAACUGAAAGCACUUGUUUCAGAAUAUCAAGAAUUGAAAGAACAAACCAGAUGUAAAAUUUGUUUGGAGGAAGAUGCCACCGUUGUUUUCUUGCCCUGUGGUCACAUGUGUACCUGUGUAAGCUGUUCACCAGCCAUGCGCAAGUGUCCGAUUUGUAGAACGUUUGUUAAAGGAACCGUGAAAGCUAUUUUAAGCUAAAGAAAAAAGCUAAGCACCACAAAAAUAUCUGAAAUGAAUACUAGUAGUAGCUUAUAUGUGCCAAAAAGAAUCCAGCAUAAUUUUAUAAUUUUUAACAUAUUCAUAUUAAGUAUCUUUUUUAUUCUGUGAAUAUAUGGAUACUAAAUUAUUGAUAAUGCUUUAUUUGUAUUUACAUAUUAAUAUUAAAAUUAUCAUUUAUUUUCCUACUUUUGAAAUUGUUUAGACUUUAUUUUGUGCAAUAAAUAUAUGCUGUAUGAGAGCGUAGUUACUGUAUUAAACAAUAUUUGGAAAGAAACCGUUU